Messenger RNA from Solea senegalensis (Senegalese sole), 2735 nucleotides. RefSeq names its product core histone macro-H2A.1. Gene Ontology annotation, molecular function: DNA binding; protein heterodimerization activity; structural constituent of chromatin. Gene Ontology annotation, cellular component: nucleosome. The record is from RefSeq and is a predicted model, not a curated record. Lineage: Eukaryota; Metazoa; Chordata; Actinopteri; Pleuronectiformes; Soleidae. The transcript is spliced from 9 exons. Bases 343 to 1452 code for a protein of 369 amino acids.
UAUUUAAAACAUGACGUGUAGGAAAAUAAAAAAAGGUUUAAUGUGAUAGUUGACAUCGAUCUGCUCAGGAAACCGUCAACAUCAGCAGUCCACGUGUCUUCCUGUGCAAAGUGGAGUCCGAUAAGGGGUUAAAAGAUCAGAUCUCGUCGCGGAUCGGAUCCAGUGCUUCGGCUCUCGUCGCUCCGCGGGCGGACACUCGGCAGACGCUGGCUCGCGCUCGACAUUUCAACUCGCUGUGGAUUGUGGGAGUCGAGGAGGAAGGAGGACACUGCCCAGGCUUGUUCACCGGAGGAACCGGGACACAUUUUCCGCUCUGUCUAGUGCCACACUGGUUUCAUCACCAUGUCCAGUCGAGGAGGCAAGAAGAAGACGACCAAGACCUCGCGGUCCACUAAGGCCGGGGUCAUCUUCCCUGUCGGGCGUAUGCUGCGGUAUAUCAAGAGGGGUCUGCCCAAGUAUCGCAUAGGGGUGGGAGCGCCCGUCUACCUGGCUGCUGUACUCGAGUAUCUUACUGCCGAGAUCCUGGAAUUGGCAGGAAAUGCAGCGAGAGACAACAAGAAGGGUCGCGUCACACCGCGCCACAUCCUGCUCGCUAUCGCCAACGACGAGGAGUUAAACCAGUUGCUUAAAGGCGUGACAAUUGCAGCAGGCGGAGUUCUGCCCAACAUCCACCCAGAGCUGCUGGCCAAGAAGAGAGGAGCCAAGGGCAAACUCGAGACUCCCGUGUCACCUGCCCCCGAGAAGAAGCCCAAGCCGGUCAAGAAAACAGCGGCCAAGAAGCUGAGCGGGAAAAAGGGAGGAGGAAAGGUUAAGAAACAGAGUGAGGUGAGCAAGGCGGCGUCGGCAGACAGCACCACAGAGGGAUCUCCAACAGACAGCUUCACCGUUCUCUCCACCAAGAGCCUUUUCCUGGGUCAGAAGCUCAACCUUAUCCACAGCGAGGUCAGCAACUUGGCUGGCUUUGAUGUGGAAGGGGUCAUCAACCCCACCACUGCUGAACUUGAACUUAAAGAUGAUCUAGGCUCUGCUCUGGAAAAGAAGGGAGGGAAGGAGUUUGCUGAUGCACUGCAGGAGCUGAAGAAGAAGAACGGCCCCCUGGAGGUGGCUGGUGCCGUGUUGACCGCUGGCUUUGGUCUGCCGGCCAAGUACGUCAUACACUGUAACAGUCCAGGCUGGGGCUCGGACAAGUGUGAUGAGAUGCUGGAGAAGACGGUGAAGAACUGCCUCGCUCUGGCCGACGAGAAGAAACUCAAGUCUGUGGCCUUCCCCUCCAUCGGCAGCGGAAGGAACGGUUUCCCGAAGCAGACGGCGGCCCAGCUCAUCCUAAAGGCCAUAUCCAGCUACUUUGUGGCCACCAUGUCUUCCACCAUCAAGACCGUCUACUUUGUGCUGUUUGACAGCGAGAGCAUCGGCAUCUACGUGCAGGAAAUGGCCAAGCUGGAGACGAGCUAAGAGAAUCUGGGGAUGAAACAAAAGCCUCGUUGCUCCUGUUAUUUUUUUCCCUGCAAGGAAAAAAGGAAGGUGUUUUUUUGUGAUUGAUUUGGUUAAAUACGAAGAGAAGAAGAAGAAAAAAUGGCCGGGAAACUUGGUUUUGCAUUCUAUUUUUUCCUGUUAUUGUUUUUAAUUUCGUGUGCUGUUCAUUCGACGUCUUUUUUAACACAAACAGUCGCACACAGAGCGGAUUCUGCGAGUGAGAAGGCUCACUUCAGUAUUUAAUUUGAAUCAUUUUCAUUAUGAUUAUCAAAAAUAUUACUAUUAUUAUGUACGAUGGCAACACCUCAAUUACAACGGCUUGACGAGAAGCCGGGACAAAUACGGGUUCAUGCAUGUUAAGACAAAAACAAACAGCUAUUCUCUUCCUCUCAAGCUCACAAACACAAACACAAGACACUUAAUUAUGUGUGUUUUUGGUGUCACAUGAUGAUGAUGAUGACUGUACUGUAUACGGUAAAAAAGGUAAAAGCGUAAAAGAAAAGUUCAGUUUGCUUCAGUUUUGGUCGUCAGGAGACUUGAGUUUCUGUUUUGUGUUGUGUUUUCGUGUCACAUAAUCCUCAGUUUUCCUCAGAGUGUCCCCAAAAAAUGUCCUUUACAUUUAAAAAGAAAGUUCUGUAAAUACCCACAUAUAUAUUAUAUACUCUGGUUGGCCGUGAGUUUCAGUAAAAAUUAAACUAUGACACAAAUUAGAGAUUUGCAGGUUUUUGCAGGGCACUUGGUUUCUAGUGUGUGUUGAUAUAUCUGUGUUUCUAUAGAUGGAGUAUUUGUGAAUUUGUUAUAGCAAAGAUAUUAAAGUCUGUAAUAUAGAUUUUUAUUUUCUAUUUUAAUUUCUGAUUGAACACUGAUUGUAUAGGUGAUUUUGAAGGAGGAAAAAAAAAAGAAAAAGAGUCAUUAUUUGUGUGUCAUAAAUCAGUUGAUGGAAGAAGAAGGUUUGGUUUUAUGCGCGUUCACUCAAACUGCCACUAGGUGGCUCCCUGUAAUCAAGAAUUGGAUUUUGUUUCCUGUACAGCAGCAGGCCUCUCUUCACACAGACAACAGACACUUGGUGGAUUUGAGUUGGGAUUUGAAUUGAGAUUGACGGAUGUGUACAAAGACUGCUCUGCUGCAUUUGGACUUUUCAGCGGCUCGACUUUCUUACGUAAAACAAAACAAAAAAUAACCAUGUAAAAUGCUUUCUAUUGAAAUUGAUUCUACAAAAGGUCUGUACACACUCCGAUAAUAAAACAACUUUAAAAAAAACA